Molecule: messenger RNA, 1634 nt
Organism: Cucurbita moschata (crookneck pumpkin)
Lineage: Eukaryota; Viridiplantae; Streptophyta; Magnoliopsida; Cucurbitales; Cucurbitaceae
Product: U-box domain-containing protein 21-like
Exons: 1
Coding region: 191-1522 (443 amino acids)
Biological process (GO): protein ubiquitination
Molecular function (GO): ubiquitin protein ligase activity
Source: RefSeq, a predicted model, not a curated record
GAAUUUCGAAUUCCUGGGCGUUGAAUUUGGACCCGCGUUUCAAGUUUUCUCCCUUUAUCUCUCCUUCUUUUGAUAUAUAAUCCAUCUCUCCAUUGAUUCAUAGACCAGCUGAAUCGACAGGAAAGAAGAAGAAGUAGACGGUAUUUAUUGUUUUCUGCGUUCUGGUUUGAUUUCAAUUGCAGAAGCUACAAUGUUCUUGUCAUGGAGGAGAAGCAAACUUGGGUUUCUCCCCAAGUUGAAGAAAGAGCAUCUUCCGGGCGUUGAUUCGGGUUCUGAAAUUGUGAUUCCUUCGCAUUUUCUAUGUCCGAUUUCGCUUGAUUUGAUGAAGGAUCCUGUGAUUUUGUCCACCGGGAUUACUUAUGAUAGAGAGAGCAUCGAGAAGUGGAUUGAGGGUGGGAAUUUUUCUUGUCCUGUGACGAAACAGGAUUUGAUGAGUUUUGACCUAAUCCCUAAUCAUACCUUGAGGAGGAUGAUCCAAGAUUGGUGCGUUGCGAAUCAUUCUUACGGAAUUGAGCGGAUUCCAACACCGCGGAUUCCAGUCACGCCGUAUGAAGUUAAUGACGUUUGUUCGAGAAUCGCCGUCGCGACUCAAAGGGGCGAUUCGAAGAGAUGCAGUGAAUUGGUGGGUAAGAUCAGGAAUUGGGCGAGAGAGAGCGAGAGGAAUCGGAGGUGCGUUGUGAAUGGAGGAACUGGGAUUGUUCUAGCAGCUUCGUUUGAGCAUUUUGCUGGUGUUUCGAUUGAGAAACAUGUGGGUUUGUUGGAGGAGAUUUUGUUGGUUUUGGUAUGUGUAUUCCCAAUCUCCAUUGAAGGGUUAUCCAAGCUCGGAUCUGCGGAUUCCUUGAAAUGCAUGGUUUCCUUCUUAAUGGGGAAAAAUCUUUCACCAAAACAGAACGCAGUUUUUGUUCUGAAAGAACUGCUUCUGGUUGAUCAAAGAUACGUCGAUUCAUUGGCUGCCAUUGAAGGAGUAUCCGAAGCUUUAGUAAGCAUCAUAAGGGAGCCUCUUUGCCCUUCAGCUACAAAAUCAUCCCUUACAGCCAUUUUCUACAUUAUUUUACCAUCAGAAAUCAGCGAGAAAAUGACAUUGAAAUUCAUGGAACUGGGCUUGGUCUCUCAGCUGCUAGAUUUCCUUGUAGAUGCAGAGAAAAGCCUGUGUGAGAAAGCGUUGGGAGUAUUGGAUGGAAUCUGUGAUUUUAAACAAGGAAGAGAGAAGCUAUACCAAAAUGCAUUAACAAUUCCAUUGUUAGUCAAGAAGAUCCUAAGAGUAUCAGAGGUUGCCUCUGAGUAUUGUCUGUCAAUACUAUUGAAGCUUUGUAAGAGUGGAGAGAAGGGUGAGGAUGAGGCGAGGGUGGAAGCUGCUCAACUGGGUGCUUUCCAGAAGAUAAUUGUUCUUUUGCAGGUUGGUUGCGGUGGUGACAUGAAAGACAAGGUCACUGAGAUGUUGAAAUUGUUGAAUCUUUACAAGGAUAGGUUAGAUUGUAUUGAUUCAUCCAUGCAUUUUAAGUUCUUGAAGAAAUCAUUCUGAUUUACUGUAAGAAACACAAUUUUUUGUCUGUUUAGGUAGUGAAGAAAAUGUAUAUACAUACACACAAAACACAGAUCAAUGAGAAAACUGAACUUUAUACUCAAUCUGGCUA